Aureobasidium melanogenum CBS 110374 is the source of this 951-nucleotide messenger RNA. RefSeq lists its product as uncharacterized. The coding region runs from base 1 to 951 and encodes 316 amino acids. The transcript has a single exon. NCBI's taxonomy places the organism in Eukaryota, Fungi, Ascomycota, Dothideomycetes, Dothideales, Saccotheciaceae. The record is from RefSeq and is a predicted model, not a curated record.
AUGUGUUGGGGUGUUGAAACAAUCUGGAAUUGCACUUUAUGUCGCUGUAAAACUGCUGACGCUGUGAUCAAUUGGCAAGGCUGCCAUCUCGAGGCUUCCUCGGAAGUGGACUCCUUCCCAAUUUGUCCGGCACCAGUUGUUACCCAGGAACAUCAGCGCCGCGAUUGCCACUCAUGUCUCAUGGAGGCCAACGACGGCGGCAACCCUGACGAUAUGUUUCCUGAACCUUUCGACCACCCCGGCUUCCCUCUUCCUAAACCUCAGAUCAAUGUAAGUGGGAUCGAGCUCCCAGAACCGACAGCUUAUGAGACAAUCCAGGAAAUAGAGAACCUCGCGGGUGAUGAUCUGCCUAGUUACGAUCAGGCGAUCAACGAGCUACCCAGUCCGCCUUCUUAUGAGCUGCUUGUGGUGCAACACGCGGCAGACUACGAACAUGUUGUCACAGAGGCAGUCUACACUCAGGCAGUGGAGCGUCACCAGGGGCUCAUGAAGGUUGCUCAAAAGCGUAGACAAGACAUUCGUGAGUUCCAAAACAAGGUCCCGCGGCACGCUGUUCACAUUGAAGCCCUAUUGGACCUUGCUUACGAAAGGAUCGAGACCCUCCUUUUCGAACAGGAGCAAACAAUUUCUCGCAUAAGCUUACUGCAAAGGCUUCUCGAGUCCAUCAUCAAGAAAGUCGUCAGCAUUGGAGGCUCGUGUUAUCCUAGUCCCUCAGAGAUGACUCUGCUCAAGUACAGAGGUGAAGCUAUCAUAAGAGAACUAGAAGAAAAACACAUUCAGCGCUUUAUGCUCGCAACCCCUGAAGAAUGGGAUUCGAGGAUAGGAGAGCUGCUGAAACAUAUCGCUAACGAAUGGCGUGAGACUCUUUAUGCUAACAUUGAGGAGCUGUUGAGGGUGGGAGAGUCGAGGGCUUCAUCGAAUGCUGCCUGUGCAAACACUUCGUCAAUUUGA